CUUUUUUGCAAUUACCCCGGAUUAUAACGGGGCAGUCUGGCACAGUUUGGGGUUAACGUUGAAGCAUAAUUCGAGUAUAAAAAGGGCUCCCCGCAUCCCCCCCACAUCCCCCCCAACUUGUGCUCCAACCACCACCUUCUCUCUACUCAAAAUGAUGCGCCAGACUUGUAUCCGGAUGCCUGCGCGUCCUAUCGCUGCCAGGUUGUACUGCAGAUCCCUCUCCACACAGUCCCUCAAAGAUGCUAUAAAGGAGACCAUUCCUGUCAAGCAAGAGCAGCUCAAGCGCAUUAAAGCCCAGCAUGCCGGCACGACGAUUGGAGAAGUCAAGGUCGAGAACGUAAUUGGUGGUAUGAGAGGUCUGAAAGCUAUGCUUUGGGAUUCAUCUGUGUUGGAUCCCGAAAAGGGAAUUCGUUUCCAUGGACUAUCCAUUCCAGACUGUCAGCAGCAACUUCCAGCUGCUCCAGGAGGCAAAGAAAUGAUUGCCGAAAGCAUGCUUUGGCUUCUGCUCACCGGAAAGGUUCCGUCUGAAGCCCAGACGCGUACUCUUUCUCGUGAUCUUGUCGAGCGCGGAACGCUACCCAACUAUGUGGAGAAACUAAUUGAUUCCUUACCGGCAACGCUGCACCCAAUGACACAACUGGGAAUGGGUGUCGCCGCAUUAAACCAUGACAGUUUAUUCCAAGCAGCUUACGAGAAGGGAAUUAAAAAGUCUGAAUAUUGGGAGGCAACUCUUGAGGACUGUCUCAACCUCAUCUCGCGUCUUCCUGCCCUAGCCGCCCGAAUCUACCGCAAUGUCUACAAUCCCGGUAAAGCUAUGGAAAGCCUCGACAAGAAUUUGGAUCUUGUCGGAAAUUAUGUCCGCCUGCUAGGAUUCGGGGACAAUCACAGUCUAACCGAAUAUUUGCGGCUAUAUAUCGCUCUCCAUGGUGAUCAUGAGGGAGGAAACGCGUCUGCUCACACCGCUCACUUGGUAGGAUCCACCCUGUCGGAUCCGUACUUAUCUUAUUCGGCGGCGCUCUUCGCCCUGGCCGGUCCCCUCCACGGCUUGGCGAAUCAGGAGGUUCUUCGAUGGCAAAUGGCUAUGCAAACGGAGAUCGGCAGCGAUGUCACUCAUGACAGGAUCAAAGAAUAUUUGUGGAAGACCCUCAAGAGCGGUCAAGUGGUACCUGGAUACGGUCACGGUGUCUUGCGUAAUCCAGACCCUCGCUUCAUAGCCCUCCAACAGUUUUGUGACUCCAAACCCGAACUGCAGGACAGUCCAAUUAUCCAGCUUGUGAAGAAGACCUAUGAAGUUGCUCCCGGCGUACUGAAAGAGCACGGCAAGACCAAAAAUCCUUACCCUAAUGUUGAUGCGACGUCCGGUUGUGUUUUGUACCACUAUGGUCUCACCCAAUUCAAGUAUUACACUGUGAUAUUUGGUGUUUCCCGAGCUCUGGGUUGUAUAACACAGCUUGUUUGGGCUAGAGCACUUGGUUUGCCUUUGGAAAGACCCAAAUCCCUCUCUUUGGAUGCCAUCGAGAAGUUGGCAAAAUCUGCUUGAACGACAUGUAACAUAAUCAUACUGAAAUGGCAAUGACCGUGGUGUUGAAUUGCCACCUCAUACCUAAGAAUUACAAUUACACGUCCAUCGAUCUUGAAAGAGAGAAAGAAAGUACACGAUAUAGGGCACAAGAUGUGAUAGUAAUACUUCAUAAACCCAGUAUAAAGUGAUAGAUAAGGGUAUCCGGAUG
Guyanagaster necrorhizus is the source of this 1730-nucleotide messenger RNA. Its product is annotated as citrate synthase-like protein. The record is from RefSeq and is a predicted model, not a curated record. The transcript is spliced from 17 exons. Lineage: Eukaryota; Fungi; Basidiomycota; Agaricomycetes; Agaricales; Physalacriaceae. Gene Ontology annotation, biological process: tricarboxylic acid cycle; citrate metabolic process; carbohydrate metabolic process. Gene Ontology annotation, cellular component: mitochondrial matrix. The coding region runs from base 152 to 1540 and encodes 462 amino acids.